Messenger RNA from Alosa sapidissima (American shad), 645 nucleotides. RefSeq names its product small nuclear ribonucleoprotein D1 polypeptide (gene snrpd1). The transcript is spliced from 4 exons. Bases 139 to 501 code for a protein of 120 amino acids. Gene Ontology annotation, biological process: RNA processing; spliceosomal snRNP assembly. Gene Ontology annotation, cellular component: U5 snRNP; commitment complex; U2 snRNP. The record is from RefSeq and is a predicted model, not a curated record. Gene Ontology annotation, molecular function: RNA binding. NCBI's taxonomy places the organism in Eukaryota, Metazoa, Chordata, Actinopteri, Clupeiformes, Clupeidae.
GCAAUUACUUCCGUUGUUCUGCUGUUUCUUCCGCCUGCCACUAGUAUUGUCAGUGGCGCCUGCAUACGCACAGUUGUCGUUCGCGCUGCAAUUUUUUUUGUAAAGGUAGAGGGUUUGCUAUAUUAAUCCACUGCCAACAUGAAACUCGUCAGGUUUUUGAUGAAACUGAGCCACGAAACGGUUACAAUUGAGCUCAAGAAUGGCACUCAAGUGCACGGCACCAUUACUGGUGUGGAUGUGAGCAUGAACACUCACCUGAAAGCAGUCAAAAUGACCCUGAAGAACAGGGAGCCUACACAGCUCGAGUCCCUCAGUAUCCGCGGCAACAACAUCCGCUACUUCAUCCUGCCAGACAGUCUGCCCCUCGACACCCUAUUGGUCGACAUUGAACCCAAAGUCAAGUCCAAGAAGAGAGAGGCUGUCGCUGGUCGCGGUCGGGGCAGGGGAAGGGGUCGUGGAAGAGGAAGAGGCCGUGGCAGAGGUGGUGGUUCCCGGAGAUAACUGCUCAAGGCCAAUUCUGUGCUUUUGUACCCCCACUGUUUGUACAGGAUUUCUUUUGAAUUUUGUCUGCUGAGGAAAUAUUUUCUUUCUUUUUUUUUCUAUUCUCAGUUUUCUUUUUGUAUAUUAAAACCAUGUUCUAAACAA